This is a messenger RNA of Cryphonectria parasitica EP155, 1116 nucleotides long. RefSeq lists its product as uncharacterized. The coding region runs from base 1 to 1116 and encodes 371 amino acids. NCBI's taxonomy places the organism in Eukaryota, Fungi, Ascomycota, Sordariomycetes, Diaporthales, Cryphonectriaceae. The record is from RefSeq and is a predicted model, not a curated record. The transcript has 5 exons.
AUGAUGAGCUCGCACUUGGUGUUUCCCAGGGUGGACCUCUGCACAGUGCCCAGUGGAGCUCCUCCUGCUGGACAGACGAGCAACUUCAAAGACCCGCCAACAUUGGCGCCACUCGUCAUCUCCAUUGCCACGAUAACCAUUGUGUGGGCUUGCAUCUUUGUUAUUGUGAGAUUAUGGGCGAACAUAAAGAGAUUGACAUGGAGUGAUGGUUCUCUGCUGGCUCACAGGUUCUUACAUGCAGGUACGGAAAUGCAAUUGUCUUGCUAUUUUCAGAAGACACAUAGUGCUCAAGCUUGGCUCAGAAUGACAGGUUCACUGACAAUUAAAAUCAUUUUAUCUACCAUUGGGCUCUGUCUAGCAAAGGCCGCGACCCUGCUGUUGUUCUACGAGCUCUUCCAAAUCUCCAAAGCCAUGCGCGUGGCGAUCCAAAUCGGCCUUACCCUGAAUUUUAUCUUGUACGCCACGCUGCUAGUCACCUCCUCCUAUUAUAUGGUGCCCAGGAACGGGCAAACGUGGGACGAUGUGGUGCAGAAGCAGACAUCCUUUUCCGGGCCCCAUGCGACAACAGAGUGUACCGUGGCCAUAGCCGCCUUGGGAGUACUGCUGGACAUGUACAUCUUCAUUUUGCCGUUGCCGGUGAUCUCACGGCUGCAUAUGUCUUCAGGGCGCCGGAUUCAAGUCAUGCUUGUUUUCUUUACGGCUCUCUUCGGUGUCGUAGCAGGCGUGGUGUCCCUGGUCUACAGGAUAAAAAUAAUCAUUGCCAGCGACGAAACGUGGUACAUAGGUGUUACCAUGCUCUGUGUACAAGUUGAACAAAACGUGGCCAUCAUCGUUUCGUCAGCACCAGGAUUUGCCGCUUUCGCGCGCACGCAUAUCGCAGGAUCGAGGCUGGUCACAUAUCUGCACUCUAUAUUGAGCAAUCUUACGGGUAACGUGUCCCAUGGCACGAGCCGACGCUUGGUCGAUGCCCGUGGCGACUCGACUUCAUGGCGGUCGGGCAGUGAAAACCAGCACGGUCGCAAGAAUAGCGAGAAUUCAGAGGACAGCGAGAUGAAAGGGGCAUGGCUGAUGACCAGCCAGAAAACUUGGGUGAUGGUGAAGAGGUUUCAACAUUAA